Molecule: messenger RNA, 2214 nt
Organism: Symphalangus syndactylus (siamang)
Lineage: Eukaryota; Metazoa; Chordata; Mammalia; Primates; Hylobatidae
Product: succinate dehydrogenase [ubiquinone] flavoprotein subunit, mitochondrial-like
Biological process (GO): mitochondrial electron transport, succinate to ubiquinone
Cellular component (GO): respiratory chain complex II (succinate dehydrogenase)
Molecular function (GO): electron transfer activity; flavin adenine dinucleotide binding; succinate dehydrogenase (quinone) activity
Source: RefSeq, a predicted model, not a curated record
AUGGCCACUGACACAUCCACGUUUGGCUCCCGCGCGGCUGGGCGGCCCCGAGACCUGCUCUGCCUGGGCUUCUCAUUGGUGGCAUUUCUCAAGUUUGUCCCCUCUCAAGUCUGCCCCAUCCAGAAAACCAAACACCUCUCUCUCCUCCAUGGAAACCCCCAUCAGCACCUCUUCCUGACUCACAGGGCAUCCCAUCAACAUCACAGUCCCAAGCUUCCCACACGGACAAGCUCAUGGGACCCCUUGAUGGAUCAGGACAGCGCCAGCACUAAGACGUGCCCUGAAACUCACAGGAAGAGCGGACCAAGAAGACGGGAACAGCACGGGGCACUGGGAGCUGCAAAUGCCCACGAUACUCCCCCGGCCCGGGCGCCGCGUGCUGCGCAGGCGCGAUGUCCCCCACCACCGCCCCCCCUUGACCCGGGCGCGGUGCGCGGGCCGGGUUUCCCGCCGGCUCUACCCGGUGUGGUGCGCAGGCGCAGUCUGCGCGGGGCCUGGCGGGACUGCGCGGCGGCGACUACAGACGUGUCGGGGGUCCGAGGCCUGUGGCGGAUGCUGAGCGCUCGGCGCCUGGUGCGGGUCAAGGCGUGGCCAACAGUGUUGCAAACAGGAACCUGAGGUUUUCACUUCACUGUUGGGAACAAGAGGGCAUCUGCUAAAGUUUCAGAUUCCAUUUCUGCUCAGUAUCCAGUAGUGGACCAUGAAUUCGACGCAGUGGUGGUAGGCGCUGGAGGGGCAGGCUCGGGAGCUGCAUUUGGCCUUUCUGAGGCAGGGUUUAAUACAGUGUGUGUUACAAAGCUGUUUCCUACCAGGUCACACACUGUUGCGGCGGAGCUAGAAAAUUAUGGCUUGCCAUUUAGCAGAACUGAAGAUGGGAAGAUUUAUCAGCGUGCAUUUGGUGGACAAAGCCUCAAGUUUGGAAAGGGUGGGCAGGCUCGUCGGUGCUGCUUUGUGGCUGAUCGGACCGGCCACUCAAUAUUGCACACCUUAUACAGGAGGCCUCUGCUGCAGCUGUCAGCCUUGUCCGUGCUUUUUGUUAUCCAGACUUUCCACUGCACACAUGGUGCUGGUUGUCUCAUUACGGAAGGAUGUCGUGGAGAGGGAGGCAUUCUCAUUAACAGUCAAGGCGAAAGGUUUAUGGAGCGAUACGCCCCUGUCGCGAAGGACCUGGCGUCUAGAGAUGUGGUGUCUCGGUCGAUGACUCUGGAGAUCCGCGAAGGAAGAGGCUGUGGCCCUGAGGGAGAUCACGUCUACCAGCAGCUGCACCAUCUACCUCCAGAGCCUGCCACGGGCCUGCCCGGCAUUUCAGAGACAGCCGUGAUCUUCGCUGGCGUGGACGUCACGAAGGAGCCAAUCCCUGUCCUCCCCACCAUGCAUUAUAACAUGGAUGGCAUUCCCACCAGCUACAAGGGGCAGGUCCUGAGGCGUGUGAAUGGCCAGGAUCAGAUUGUGCCCGGCCUGUACACCUGUGGGGAGGCCGCCUGUGCCUCUGUACGUGGUGCCAACCGCCUCGGGGCAAACUCGCUGUUGGACCUGGUUGUUGGUCAGGCAUGUGCCCUGAGCAUCGAAGAGUCAUGUAGGCCUGGAGAUAAAGUCCCUCCAAUUAAACCAAAUGCUGGGGAAGAAUCUGUCAUGAAUCUUGACAAAUUGAGAUUUGCUGAUGGAAGCAUAAGAACAUUGGAACUGCGACUCAGUAUGCAGAAGUCAAUGCAAAAUCAUGCUGCCGUGUUCCGUGUGGGAAGCGUGUUGCAAGAAGGUUGUGGGAAAAUCAGCAAGCUCCACAGAGACCUGAAGCACCUGAAGACGUUCGACCGGGGAAUGGUCUGGAACACGGACCUGGUGGAGACCCUGGAGUUGCAGAACCUGAUGCUGUGUGCGCCGCAGACCAUCAGUGGAGCAGAGGCGUGGAAGGAGUCACGGGGCGGGCACGCCAGGGAAGACUACAAGGUGUGGAUUAAUGAGUGUGAUCACUCCAAGCCCAUCCAGGGGAAACAGAAGAAGCCCUUUGAGAAGCACUGGAGGAAGCACACCCUGUCCUAUGUGGACGUCAGCACUGGGAAGGUCAGUGUGGAGCUCGUUCUCACCAUAGCCCAGCACCCACACGGCCCCACCCAGGUCUGCAGGCCGGCCUUGCUGAUGGUGAACGGAGAGGAGCAGGCCAGAUUUAAAUCAACUCCUGACAGAUUUGAGGCACCACUGAAAAAGGCACUCUGA